Messenger RNA from Oryzias latipes (Japanese medaka), 784 nucleotides. Lineage: Eukaryota; Metazoa; Chordata; Actinopteri; Beloniformes; Adrianichthyidae. The record is from the annotation of a RefSeq genome assembly.
AUGGCCCAUCAAGCACAUGCAUAUCAUAUAGUUGACCCAAGCCCUUGACCCCUUACAGGUGCAGUUGCCGCCCUUUUACUUACCUCAGGUACAGCGAUCUGAAUACACUUUAAUUCUCUUGUCCUAAUAACACUUGGACUAGUCCUCCUAUUACUAACUAUAUAUCAGUGAUGACGAGACAUCAUUCGGGAGGGGACCUUUCAAGGCCACCACACGCCCCCUGUUCAAAAGGGCCUGCGAUAUGGUAUAAUUCUAUUUAUUACAUCCGAAGUUUUCUUUUUUCUGGGAUUUUUUUGAGCAUUUUAUCACUCAAGCUUAGCCCCCACCCCUGAACUAGGGGGGUGCUGGCCUCCUACGGGUAUUACAACCCUGGACCCAUUUGAAGUCCCCUUGCUAAAUACUGCAGUUCUCCUUGCCUCCGGUGUAACAGUCACCUGGGCACAUCAUAGCAUUAUAGAGGGCCAACGAAAACAAGCCAUUCAAUCCCUUACCCUAACCAUUCUUCUAGGGUUCUACUUCACCUUCCUCCAAGCAAUAGAGUAUUUCGAAGCCCCCUUUACCAUCGCAGACGGGGUGUAUGGCUCCACCUUUUUUGUUGCAACAGGCUUUCACGGACUCCAUGUUAUUAUCGGCUCCACAUUUCUGGCAGUAUGCCUUCUUCGCCAGGUUCAGUUUCACUUUACAUCAGAACAUCAUUUUGGAUUUGAAGCUGCAGCAUGAUACUGACAUUUCGUCGACGUAGUCUGACUCUUCCUAUAUAUCUCCAUCUACUGAUGAGGCUCAU